Messenger RNA from Xyrauchen texanus (razorback sucker), 999 nucleotides. It is a transcript of the gene sod3a, whose product is annotated as superoxide dismutase 3, extracellular a. NCBI's taxonomy places the organism in Eukaryota, Metazoa, Chordata, Actinopteri, Cypriniformes, Catostomidae. Gene Ontology annotation, molecular function: copper ion binding; superoxide dismutase activity. The coding region runs from base 118 to 792 and encodes 224 amino acids. The transcript is spliced from 2 exons. Gene Ontology annotation, biological process: removal of superoxide radicals. The record is from RefSeq and is a predicted model, not a curated record.
AAGAGGGCAUACUCUCAACACCAGCACAGGGUUGCACAAGGUUUAUAAUAAUCUUGUGACCACAAUUCUUACUACGCACACUGUUUUAGGACAACAUUUCAUUUAUACGACUUUACCAUGGAGAAAAUUAUACUAAAACUCCCUUUGUUGUUGCUGGCACUGCAAAUACAAAGUGGAAAGUUGAUGUUCCCUGAUAAUCCUUUGGUUUUGAUUAUCGAAGCUCCAACACCAGAAAUUGUGGAGUUCAACAACACAAUCUAUGCAACUUGUAAGGUGACCCCUAUCCCCAAUUUACCAACUGGCCAGCCAGAGAUCUUUGGGCAAGUUCUCUUUAAGCAGGUCUUCCCCAAUGGCACUUUAGAAGUCAUUAUCAACCUCCGUGGUUUACCUACUGAUAAUCAUCAAGUCCAUGCCAUCCAUAUUCAUCAGUUUGGAGACCUCAGUGAAGGAUGUGUCAGUACUGGUCCGCAUUACAAUCCAAAUAGAGUGGACCAUCCUGGCCAUCCUGGAGACUUAGGCAACUUUGUUUCCAAACAAGGAAUUAUACUGCGUUUUCUAAAGCUCCCAGAGGGCAAGCUGUUUGGGAGUCAAUCCAUUCUGGGACGUGCUGUGGUGUUUCAUGAGAAGGAGGAUGAUCUGGGAACAGGGUCAGAUGAGGAGAGUAAACGCAGUGGCAAUGCUGGGAAGAGAAUCGCUGGGUGUGUCAUUGGCAUUAGUUCUCCAAGUUUGUGGCAGAUAGCUGUGGAGCUCCUCAGGGAAGUGGUGGAGGAGGAUGCAGCGAGUCAAAGAUGAGAGCAGAAAGGACGUGGUGGAAAGGAGAGCUACUCUGUGAAGAAACUGGAGAAAGGAUGCCUCAUGUCCUAGAAUGGAAUUUCAUGCUGGUCUUUAAAAACUCAUUAACUAGGAAAGAAAUUAUUUACGUUAUGAAGACAUGUAUUUUGUCUGUGUUCCACAUAAAUAUAAAAUUAUAUUCAAAACUUGAAAUUCCCUGUUUUCUUU